Messenger RNA from Effrenium voratum, 243 nucleotides. Lineage: Eukaryota; Dinophyceae; Suessiales; Symbiodiniaceae. The record is from the annotation of a GenBank genome assembly.
AUGGCCGUAGAAAAUACAAAGCAGUUGGUGGCAAGCUCUGUGAUGCUGAAGAAGCACCUCUUCCUGCAGAAGGCCAUCAGGCAUUUGCCAGGCAACGCCACUGUGGUCUUCGUGGAUGCCUUCGAUGUGCUUUUCCAGCGCCCCAUCGAGGAACUGCGGCUGGUCUACGAGCAGCUGGCCAUGCCGCAUUGGAAGGUGCAGGGCCGAUGGCCGGUGAUCUACGGCGGUGUGCCUUGGAAUUGA